CGAAUUGUUUACAAAUUGUUUCUGAAUGUGAUCAAUGUGAUAACAUUUUCAACUAAUUAAUUGACAUUUAAAUUGUUUUUCUGUAAGAAAUUUGAUAUUCUAAUUAAAUAGUUCAAUUGUUCAUCUGUAGAAAUUGGAAAAAUUAGAUUUCAAUGUUAUUUUCUUCCAAGUUAAUUAAUUAUUCUAAAUGUUGUUCACCUGUUCAUCCAUUGAUCAGUGGUCGGUGGACUCAAGUAACUCAUGGUAAUUUCAAAUGUUUCCAUGAAGUAAAUGGCAAUAAAAGUGUUCAUAGUCUGAAGAGAUUUGAUCUCAGAAGUAAUUUUAAUUGUCUCGAAACUAUUCAGAUUCGCCAGUUAUCAAAGAAGUUCAAUGACAAUUCUCAGACCGAUAAAAGAUCAACAGUGAAGAAUAAUAAAUCUGAACAGUUCAUCUCUCUUAGCCAAAUGGAAACGGAAAUUGGACAAAACGAUGAAAUUAACAAAAGAAUCUGGACCAUCCCUAAUGGCCUAUGUUUAUUCAGAAUACUUGUCUCUCCGAUUGUCGCCUACACAAUCAUCAACAAUCAACCUGUUGCAUCGGUUGCGAUUUGCAUAGUUGCCGGUCUAAGUGAUUUUGCUGAUGGAUUCAUCGCUCGUCGAUAUGAAAGCCAAAAAUCAACACUCGGAAGUAUAAUAGAUCCAGUCGCUGAUAAAAUUCUGGUCACAACUUUAUUUCUAUCAACAGCAAUUAGUGGACAAUUACCUGUUUUAUUAGCUUCCAUUGUAAUUGGACGAGAUUUAAUCUUGAUUCUUGGUGCAGCCUUUAAGCGAUAUCAGUUAAUGUCCCAACCUCGCACGUUAUUACAAUUUUUCAAUCUCAAAGGAUUAAAUAUGGAGGUUAAAUCAUCAAUGAUUAGCAAAUGGAACACAACAUUUCAAUUUACUUUAAUUUCUUUAACAAUUGCUUCACCAAUUCUCAAUAUAAGUGAUAGUAUUUUUUUAAUCUACUUUCAAUAUCUAGUCGCCACCACAACAAUUGCUUCUGGAGUUGAUUACAUUUUCAAUAGAGAUAAAUAUAUUUCUUCAUUGAAACGAAAAUGA
Messenger RNA from Panonychus citri (citrus red mite), 1079 nucleotides. It is a transcript of the gene CLS, whose product is annotated as probable cardiolipin synthase (CMP-forming). NCBI's taxonomy places the organism in Eukaryota, Metazoa, Arthropoda, Arachnida, Trombidiformes, Tetranychidae. The transcript has 5 exons. Gene Ontology annotation, biological process: cardiolipin biosynthetic process. The coding region runs from base 153 to 1079 and encodes 308 amino acids. Gene Ontology annotation, cellular component: membrane; mitochondrion. Gene Ontology annotation, molecular function: cardiolipin synthase activity. The record is from RefSeq and is a predicted model, not a curated record.